UUCUGCUUCCUUUCAUAAGCAUUUUGAAGGACGACUUUAUUCCACUGACAGCCACUGGUCUCCCAUGAGGCACAGUGUGUGUGCGUGCGUGCGUGUGUGUGUCCAGGAACCAUGCCUCCUCUGGGUGGUGUGAGCUCAGACUGGAAUGUCCCUGAAGGCACAGCGGCUGCACCAGCUCCUCACCACCUGCUCCUGCUGCCCUCACUAUAAGGUAUAAGGUAUGUCGGGGGGGAGAACACCGCACUGACCCGGAGGUCGAGCUGCGGUUACACACAAAUACACAGUCAACAUUUCUUUCAUUUUAAGAAGUGUCCUGAGUUUUUGACAUCAGAAUGAACUAUUUAACCUUCUGUGUUGGCCCAGAUUUCCCCACACCUUUCCAACACCAAAUUAGGAAAAUACAAUAUCUUCAUUGAUCUGGACAACCUGAAUUGUUUGAAGUGUGAAUGCAGUAUGUGGCUUUUUAGGGGGCGCCCUUCUCUUGAAGAUUUUCAUCCAAACAAAGAAAAAAAGGGAACGCUUUGGUGAGUAACCACACGGUUACAUUUCCCUUUUUAAAAAGCUUCAGCUAGAUUGUUUUUAGUCUGACAAACAACAUUGCUUUGUGCUGACGCGCUUUGUUUUUUUCGUGGCACUGUGGCUGUCCACAUUGUCGGGAAGAGUCGAGUCCCAGAGGACGGAUUGAACUCCAGAGUGACAGAAUGCAGACGCAGAGAGAGAGAGAGAACAAUGUCUCGUCGCUGGAAAGAAGUACAGGAGUCCAGGCGGCGUAGAACUCGCUGAGGCCCGAUCACUUAACGCGGCUAAACACUUUAACAUGGAGUCCAUGUGUCUUCGUGAGUAAUAAUCCACAAUGAAUCUAUUGCUCAAACACAGGACUUGUUUUUUAUUUCUUAUUUCACAGAGAGUGAAGGCAGUGCCCCAGGUCUGAAUGACUAAGAACAUGAGAUAUGAUAUCUUGAGAGGGGAUUAUGAUGGUGAUGUCGGGUGUCUCCAUCCAUUUAUCCACCCAACACGUUUAUCCAGAACAAGAUUCGCCGGGAUCCCCGUGAUGACCGGGCUCCGGACUCUCUGCCGCGGCUGGAUUCAAGUCUCGACCCCGAGCACGGACCUUCCAUGACUCACAGGGCUUAGCCGCGACUCUGCGGACGGACACCCCGCACUUCCACCGGCUGGAGGCGCCGAGCCGCGAGGAUCGUGUACCUGCGCGCGGCGGACAUGGAUCAGUGAGCAGCGCCGCAGAGUGUGAGGGUUUCACAGGUUAGAAAGUACAGAGAAGUUACAGAUACUCUCGCGCCAGUAACGCACAGCGUCCAUUUCUGAGAAUCCAGGAGCGAUGCAGCGAGCCUGUGUCUGGAUCGUCAGACUUUCUGUGCCGCUGCUGUUGCUUCGGUCCGACCCCCUGGACUGCCAACGCACCACAGACCACAGGAAGGUUCAUCAGAGGGCAGAGCCCCAACAGGAGUUCAAGGCCGAGCAUGGGGAGAUCCGGGGCUCCUGGGGUGCCUGGGGGUCCUGGUCCACCUGCUCUAGGACCUGCGGAAAAGGGGUACAGGAGCAGAGCAGGCCCUGCCUGCCCGUUUACACUCCAUCCCAGUUUCCGUCCAGAACAGCCGACGGUCGUCCGCGGCAACCAGCAGGCCACGUCAUCUCAGCCUUGCAGCCGACGGUCUCUCUGCACCGUGCCACAGGCAGGCCGUCGAACGGCAGCAGUCGCGGUGAGCUGAGGAAAGAGGCCCGACCAGGUGGACGAAGGAGGCUCGGUCCCAUCAUCCCGGGGAGGUAUGGCUACGGGAGAGCUCCGCACGUUGCCCCUCUGCAGACGGACGCAGGCCCCGGAUCGGGGGCGGCUCGCCCCCACAGACGGAGACGCUCGGCAGCUGCCCACCACCCCGCAGCCGGAGGCCACGGUGGCCACCAGUCGAACAACCCGGACCCUCCUUACAACCACCACCGCUACAGCGUUCCGUUCAUGCAGCCCAGGGCACAGCAGCCCACAAGUAACCAAGUCUGGGCCCCCCUCUACCAGCCUGGAUCGGCCAACAAGGCUGAGGAGCGGGAGCCACAGUCAGGCAGCCAGACGUCUGGGCCCCAGCAGCACCACGAGAGACCCUAUGACCCUUUACCUACGUCUUCCUGCACGGGGGAGCAUGCUCACUACAGGAUCUGCAACAGCAAUGCCUGUCCUCCAUCCAGCAGACACAUCAGGGCUGUUCAGUGUUCUUCUUACAACAGCCGACCUUUCAUGGGCAGACUGUACGAGUGGGAACCUUUCAAUGAGGUUCCUGGGGAUCAACACUGUGAACUCAACUGUCGGGCCAUAGGGUACAGGUUCUACGUGCGGCAGUCGGACAGGGUGAUUGACGGGACGCCAUGUGGACAGAAUGAUACAUCUCUCUGUGUGGCGGGAAAGUGUGCGAGCCUCGGCUGCGACGAGUACCUCGGGUCGGGCCAGGCGAUGGACGCGUGCGGCGUGUGCGGCGGCGACAACACCACCUGCAGGCUGGUCUCCGGCGUCUUCAAACACAGUUUGUCCAAGGUUGGCUAUCACAAGAUAGUGGAGAUCCCAGAGGGGGCCACCAAGAUCAACGUCACAGAGAUGGUGAAGAGCCGGAACUACCUAGCUCUCCGAAGCCGGUCGGGGCGAUCCAUCAUUAAUGGAAACUGGGCUAUUGACCGACCCGGGAAGUACCAAGGAGGGGGGACCAUGUUCACCUACCGGCGGCCCAAUGAAAUCAGUAGCACAGCUGGGGAGUCCUUUCUCGCCGAAGGGCCCACCAAUGAGAUCCUGGAGGUUUAUAUGAUCUUCCAGCAGCCAAACCCUGGUGUUCAUUAUGAGUACAUUCUCCCCUCUGAGAAAACCGUGGGCCCUCAGCAACCAAACCACAGACCAGAGGAGAACACUGUGACUGGCCAGGGGGGAUACGACCAUCACAGCAACGCACGCCAGGAAAACGUCGACACAGCAGGAGGAGGGCGGUACCCUACUCGUCUCCCCGACAACCAGGUACCUGUCAUACAGCCGCCCAGACGCGAGCGAGAGCACAACUGGAAAAUGACUGGCGUCACAGAGUGCAGUGCCUCCUGUGGUAAAGGAUUCAGAUACCCCGUCUUUCAUUGUGUGCACCGGCUGAACCAUGUCCAGGCAUCAGAUGCUUUGUGUGACAGCAGCAGCAGGCCGAGUGCACCGGAGGAGGCCUGCAACCUGCAGCCCUGCCCGGCAUUCUGGGACAUUGGAGAGUGGUCAGAAUGCAGCAAGACCUGUGGCCUGGGCAUGCAGCACCGGCAGGUCCUGUGCCGCCAGGUGUACGCCAACCGCACCCUCAACGUCCACACCAGCCGCUGCCGACACCUGGAGCGCCCCGAAACUGCCAGCACCUGCCAGCUGAAGAUCUGCAGUGAGUGGCAGAUCCGCUCCGAGUGGACCGCUUGCUCUGUGCCAUGUGGGCUGGGUCAAAGGUCGCGAGAGGUACGCUGUGUCAGCAACGUGGGGGACUUUGUUCCAGAUGAGGAGUGCAACAUGAAUCUGCGGCCCGUCGAUGUAGAGAACUGUGACAUGGGAGCCUGUGCCAAGAGCUGGUUCUACACCGACUGGGGCAAUAAGUGCUCUGCUGAAUGUGGGAUGGGUGUACGGACGAGGGGAGUCCUCUGCCUGACCAACCACGUCAGUAACCUGCCCCUGGAGAAGUGUGGCAGCGAGCGGCCUGCGGACUCGCAGGUCUGCAACAACGGCCCCUGUGAGAAUCGCAUCGAGUGGUUCACGGGCCCCUGGAGCCAGUGCUCAGCCGAGUGCGGUGCGGGCAGCCAGCAGAGGUCAGUGGUGUGUCUGAUGAGGUCGGAUGAAGGAUUCACCGUCAUGCCACCGUACGAGUGCUCCUCCCUGGAGCGGCCCCUCGGCCAGCAGAGCUGCCACCUUGAGGCCUGUGGAGCAAAGUGGUACCACACUGACUGGAGUGCUUGCUCGAAAACAUGCGAGGGAGGUUUCCGCGUGCGGGAGGUGCGCUGCCUCACCGACGACAUGCUCUCCAGCGAGGGCUGCGACCAGCAGCUGAGACCAGCAGAGAGGGAGGAGUGCAGCCCCGAGCCCUGCGUGCCCAGCAUAGAUGAGAACUGCAAGGACAAUUACUACAACUGCAACGUGGUGGUGCAGGCGCGCCUCUGCGUGUACGAUUACUACAAGACGACGUGCUGCGCUUCGUGCUCGCGCGUGGCCCACAGACAGUCCACUCCUCGGGGCCGCAGCUAGCACCGCCUACCGGGGUCCCCUUCAGCGCCGCGUCGGGACAGACUCCGUACCCGCUGCAGGCACCCUGGUCCUGUGCCGGCCAGGGCAGUGGACCGGCUGGUCCUUUGCCUAAAAUGGACAUUUGUUUCGUUUGCCAAGGGUGGAAACUUAAGGAGGAACAUUUCUGUUGGCCUCUCUUUCGGAGAGAGCCGCUGGGAGAAGGUCGUACCUAUGAAUAGUGGAGGACAGGAACCCAGUGACUGGAUAAACAGAGCCCUGGUCUGGGGAGAGAGAUCAGUAGCAAUUUGAGGAACCUACAAAAAUGUAUUUAUGGAUUGCAACAACAACUUUUAAUAUUUCUUUUUUCGAUUCGUGGGAAGCAGUUUGCAGCCGUCUCUUACUGUAAGUGGAUGUUGAAGUGGACUACCCAUGAAGAGGAGAGCAUCUGUGCAAAGUUUAACAUGGACAACGUGCAGACUUGUAUGUGGCUCUUCAUGGCGCUCAGAUUUAUGGCCUGAUGUCAUAUGAAGUUGGUCCAGUCUCACCUAUAAUCAACUAUUUAACGCCCACUUUGUUGACCAAAGAUAUGUAAUCUCUUACUGUGCAUCAAACCCUCCACAGUGCCGACAGAAUGGAUCCAUGGGAAACUCAGGAUUUCGAUUCAUGAAUGGCCCAGAUGAGGUCUUCCUGAUUACAUAAGCAAUCUGCUUUCUGCAAAUUGUUUCUUCCUGCUCAGCCACCAGGUGUAAAUGCAGCCUUUGUAAUAUGUUUGUAUAUAUGUAUGUAUGUAUGUAUGUAUGUAGGGCAAAGUGAAUCAUUAAGGUUUUUUAGGGGUUCUAUGACAGUCUGAAGAGAAAAAAAAAACCCUCUUAAUUUAUUUGUGUGGCUCCCCAGGGAGGACUCUGGUUUAUCAGCCACCGGUGGCCCCUUCUUGGCGAUGAAACCUUUGUUGCCUUUCUCCACCAAUCACAGUGUCUGAACUGGAUGGAGGCGUUCCACAGCCUGUGUGAUGGUAGAAACAGAUGGUCAGAAGUGUAUUUUCUGGAGCGGUAUAAAAAACCAUUCUGUACAUAAAUAUAUUUUUUCUUUUUUUUUCUUUUCCUGUGGGAUAUAAUCAUUCCACCAUCAACAAGCAUAGCCACAUAGAAUUAUCAACAGAAUACGAUUAAUAUUUGAUUGUAAAGAUAGAUCAAGGCAGUAUUUUUUACAACUAUUGAACUGGUAUGAUAGGCUACAUGUGAGGUUUACAUUAAUAAGACAUAACACCUCUUUAAUGAGUCCCACACAAAUCCUGCACACAGUACCUCUCAAAGGUUCGGCCUUUGUUGUAUUAAUACCUUCGUUUUUCAGUUCCAAGCAUUAUAAACUUACCUCUGACUCAUAAGUACUGUAUACUGUAUGUACCAAUGUUUAAGUUUUGACCCAUUUGAGUUAAAUCGGUCUCUAAGGGAAAUAACCAUGACUGACCAACAUGAUGGGCUGACUCUUGAUUUUUCAAUCAAAAAGAGUGGAACUGAAAGAUCAUAAUUCAGUAUUCAUCAUAUGACUGUAACGAAUAGAGAGUCUGAAUUUGACUUAUUUUAAAUUUCGAGUGUUCAGCAGUUGCUCCUCGUAUGUUGUUCUUCAGAUUUUCUGAAAUAAAGAAAUGUACUAAUUAUUAA
Molecule: messenger RNA, 5886 nt
Organism: Scophthalmus maximus (turbot)
Lineage: Eukaryota; Metazoa; Chordata; Actinopteri; Pleuronectiformes; Scophthalmidae
Product: thrombospondin type-1 domain-containing protein 4-like
Exons: 19
Coding region: 1337-4246 (969 amino acids)
Biological process (GO): extracellular matrix organization
Cellular component (GO): extracellular matrix
Molecular function (GO): metalloendopeptidase activity
Source: RefSeq, a predicted model, not a curated record